This is a messenger RNA of Plectropomus leopardus (leopard coralgrouper), 2788 nucleotides long. It is a transcript of the gene tspan17, whose product is annotated as tetraspanin 17. The record is from RefSeq and is a predicted model, not a curated record. Gene Ontology annotation, cellular component: plasma membrane. Lineage: Eukaryota; Metazoa; Chordata; Actinopteri; Perciformes; Serranidae.
UCGUUUGACAGCAGGGGCUUGUUUUACAGCACAAAACAACAAGGAUGAAGAUUUCAAGGGACGAUGCGGCAAAUGAGAUAAUCGAGGAAACGUUAAGCUGAAAGGCCGUCAGCUUUAUUUCCUUCUCGCGGUUUGCGCUGCCAUAUUACCGCCAGACAACUUGAAUAUCGACUGAACUGCGGAUGAAUGUCUCUGCCUUAGAGUCCCUGCAUUUGUUGUUGUUAGCCGCUAAUGCUAACUAUAGAAGUUGCGAGCUAGCUGGCCUAGCGAGCUAAUGGUUAAAGCGAGAAAAAGAUAAUUAGCCGUAUAUCUUUGAUUUACUUAAUGCUGUCCCGGUGAGUAGACUUGGCUUUGUGUAGCUGAUGGAGCCAGCUAACCUCGGCUUCAGUAGUUCAACAACUGCAGCUUUGGCUAAGCUUUUAAAGUAGUUUCCCAGUUAGCUCGCCAGUUAGCCACCACUAUCCUUGGAAGAAUGAGUAGAAAACACCAUCAUUUUAAAGGAGCCGAAGUCAGCUGCUGUGUAAAAUACUUCUUAUUUGGAUUCAACAUUUUAUUCUGGUUACUAGGAGCUGCAUUCUUGGGCAUAGGCCUGUGGGCAUGGGCGGAGAAGGGCGUGCUGUCCAAUCUGUCAUCCAUCACAGACCUCGGGGGCUUCGACCCUGUGUGGCUCUUCAUCGUUGUAGGAGGGGUCAUGUUCAUCCUGGGCUUUGCUGGCUGCAUUGGAGCGCUCAGAGAGAACACCUCCCUGCUUAAAUUUUUUUCUGUGUUCCUGGGUUUGAUCUUCUUCUUGGAGCUGACUGCGGGGAUCCUCGCCUUCGUCUUUAAGGACUGGAUCAAAGACCAGCUCAACUUUUUCAUCAACAAUAAUGUCAAGGCCUACCGUGAUGACAUCGACUUGCAGAAUCUCAUUGACUUUGCCCAGGAAUAUUGGUCAUGCUGUGGAGCUCAUGGGCCAGACGACUGGAACCUGAACAUCUACUUCAACUGCACUGAGCUGAACCCCAGUAGGGAGCGCUGUGGAGUCCCCUUCUCCUGCUGUGUCAAAGACCCUGCAGAGGAUGUCAUCAACACACAGUGCGGUUAUGACGUUCGGCUUCAAGGGGAGCUGGACCGGCAGAAAUACAUCUACACAAAGGGCUGUGUGGGACAGUUUGAGAAGUGGCUUCAGGACAACCUGAUUAUUGUAGCUGGAAUCUUUGUUGGUAUUGCACUUUUACAGAUCUUUGGUAUCUGCCUUGCUCAGAACCUGGUAAGUGAUGUCAAAGCUGUCAAAGCCAACUGGUGACAGGAGAGGUGAAGUGAGGGAGCCCCACCCCGCCCCUCAGGCCCAGCCGGGUCAGCGCAGCACACAAAGAGUCCUGUCCAGCUGAGGACGGAGAGCCGAGAACCCUCCACUCUACUUUGCCACUGAGCUAAGCAGCACUCUCACACUCGCAUACGUGCAGACACAAAGAGUUUACUUCCCUGUUUGUAAGUGACACUUGAAUGGGGAGAUGAAUAUCCCACACAAACCAAACAGUUAAAACUUCGUUUACCACUCAUCUGGGAUUUUAACAGAAAAUAUAUUGAGGAUUGUCCUGCCUAAUUAGUAGUUAGAUUUUUUUUCUUCCUAUGUAUCUUCUGAUUUCUUUGGACACGUGUAUUUAUGGGGCGCAGUUGCACAAGGACUCCUGUCAGCAGGGAGAUUGGAAGCCAUGGAUGAUACAAAAAAGUGAGGGGUUGAACAUCUUCUUCAAAGCAGCCUGUUUUUAACGUGCUUAUCCCCACUUCCAGCCAUAGGGAAGCGUGGGUGGCUGGCCGGGCCGGCCAACAAACACAUGGAUUCCCUCUGCGUGUCAUUUUCUUUCUCCAUCGUGACCUUUUAUGACCACUGAAAUGACUCUGAACACUGGCUGGUCAAGUCUGCAACUUCAAAUCAGUUCAGGAGAAUUUCAAAUGUAAAAAAAAAAAAAAAAGUGCCAUUAAUUUCCGAUGAUGUUUUUGUCUCCUUCCUGUUCUUUACAUGGAAUUUCUGCACCCCGCCCCACGAUACCUCAGGGCCUGGCCGAAAAUAUACGACUUCUGCCACCGGUUAAAGCAUAUCUAUUUUUUUCCAUCCAUGUCUGUUAAAUAUAAAUCGACUAACUUAAUGCAGAGAACACUGACAGUUCCUCGAAAGUCGCCCUGUUAGCCCUGCAGUGAUUGUAUUAUCUGUAGAUUUACUGAAGGAUGUUGUAUUGUAUUAUAUAGAAUGGCCCGGUGUGGUUAGAAUCGUAGGUCUAUGCUUUACAGGGAAAAAGGGGGUUUGUGGUAGUUGAGAUUGUUGUUUAUCUCGGAGCAUCCCUCAGGCACAUGGGAUUGCUGGUUUGGGGCCUUUUUUACUUGACUUAUGUUACCACAUCUGUCUUAUAUUUUGACCUCUGCAUAUUGAAAUAUUUGUCUGUUUAAAGAUUCAUCCUUUAUUUCCUAUCCUUUCAUAGAUUUCUAUUCUGGGUUCAUUGUUUGACUUCACCAGGCACCUGUUUUUACCUCCAACCCAUCAGUCAGCUGCAAAAUAGCCUCCUUAUUGUUGAUGUUGUUAGCAGUCCUAAUGGAGACCAAAUGAUAUCAGCUGGCCACAAGCUAACUGCCAAGGUUUUGUCUGGCUACAAUUGUGAUUUUAUUAGGAAUGGAAGGAAUAUCAAAUAGCAUUUCUAGAUAGCCAAAAUGUGAAUUUAUUGUCCCUUUUUAUGUGGGAAGUGCCAGUUGUAAUGAGAAGUCAAACAAAAAUAAUUAAAAAAAAUGUUACAGUAUCGCUUUUAUCUUUUAA